Messenger RNA from Pseudopipra pipra, 486 nucleotides. Its product is annotated as leukotriene C4 synthase-like. Gene Ontology annotation, cellular component: membrane; endoplasmic reticulum; nuclear envelope. The transcript is spliced from 6 exons. Gene Ontology annotation, biological process: leukotriene biosynthetic process. Lineage: Eukaryota; Metazoa; Chordata; Aves; Passeriformes; Pipridae. Gene Ontology annotation, molecular function: glutathione peroxidase activity; enzyme activator activity; leukotriene-C4 synthase activity. The record is from RefSeq and is a predicted model, not a curated record.
AUGAGGGAUCAGGUAGACCAGCUGGCCACCAUCACGGUUUUGGGAGUCCUGGAGCAAGCCUAUUUUGCACUGCAGGUGAUCUAUGCCCGUCGGAAGUACAAGAUCUCCCCUCCUGAAACAACAGGUCACCCUGAGUUUGAGCGGAUCUUCAGAGCUCAGGCAAACUGCUCAGAGUACUUCCCAAUCUUCAUUUCGCUCCUCUGGAUUGCUGGAAUCUUCUUCCAUCAAGGUGUGACUGUGGCAUGUGGGCUGCUGUACCUCUACACCCGCCUCAAGUACUUCCAGGGAUACGCUGUGGCUGCACAGGGACGCUUGGGACCAAUGUAUGCCAGUGCCUUGCUGCUCUGUCUGCUGCUGGGGCUGGCAAUGGCUGGGCUCCUGGCACACUUCCUGCAGCCCCACUCCUCCACAUGAAUGGCAGCACUGGCACAGCCCCUCCAGCAACACAAUUUCACCUUCCACUGUGAACUUGGGGUUGACAGGUGA